Molecule: messenger RNA, 1695 nt
Organism: Penicillium argentinense
Lineage: Eukaryota; Fungi; Ascomycota; Eurotiomycetes; Eurotiales; Aspergillaceae
Product: fungal specific transcription factor domain-containing protein
Exons: 2
Coding region: 1-1695 (564 amino acids)
Biological process (GO): DNA-templated transcription
Molecular function (GO): DNA binding; zinc ion binding
Source: RefSeq, a predicted model, not a curated record
AUGACACCCGGUCAGGUGUCGAUUGACUCUGGAGCCUCCCUACCUGCCGUUCACCAGCCCCUCUUCGACGUCUCCAAUACUCUCCCCGACACUCUUUCGACGCGAAAGCCAUGCCGCUGUUUGGAAUCAAUACUGCCGUCCUUGAAGGGAAUUUUGACGCCCGAUGAAGCAUCAGAAAUGCUUGAGGUAUACUUCAAUGAUGAGCAUAGUUCGUUUUUCAAGUCUACGUCACCAUAUAUGCUAGCGCAUGUCUUGCAUCCCUCUUCUGUUCUCCACCCUACGCAUACCCGCCCACACUCUCCUGCUCUUUUGGCUGUGAUACUGUUUUGUGCGGCACAGACAGCGGAUAUGAAGAUUUUCGACCCUCCCGGUGCACGAGAACGCACAAGCAUCGACCUUUACCGUCUCUCACUUGACCUUCUCCAGUCCGAAGAUCCAGACAAUUUUUUCCGGACUUCAGGUUUGUCGUCCACAGCUCCUUGCGUUCCAUGGCCGUUACUAAUGUUCUUUGUAGAUGGCUGGCAAUUCCAUCCGCACCCCAGCGGCAUCCCCCCGAGCAUCGACCGACAACCAUCCGGAAAAACAUUACUUCCCAAACAACUCGGGUCAACGGACACCAUUCUCGCUGUCGCAAUAUUGACGAUCACGAUAUCUGGAGGGCACUACAAGGCAGACUCGCUCAAAUGGCGAGAUAAGCUCGCACGAUUAGUGAGAGCCAGUGGGCUGAGUAUGGAGGAUCAGGACAUUGACUUGGGCCCCGUUUUCUGCGGUCUCUACAAUGGCGACGCCACCUUCCGGCGAUGGGUGAUUGCAAAAGAGGAACGCCGGCGUCUCUUUUGGUUGAUCUACUGUCUGGACAGACACUUAGCCCUCUCUUUCAAUACGCGAUUGAGUAUUCCGGAAGGUACAUUCUGUGUUCGGACACCCUUGCCAGAGAAUCUGUGGCAAUCUCUCGACAUAAUGGAUCUAAACAACAUCCCUGCUAGUCCGAUCGGUCCCCCGUUUCAGAUAUCAGGGUGUGGAUUCUUCGAAUAUUUCUUACCUCUCGCUAAUGUGUUGGGCCAUAUUAUCGACCUGCAUCACUAUCGAAGCCAUCCCACCGUCGGUGCAAUCAUCUCUCAUGAGGCUAUCCGUCGCGUCGAAGCAAUGAUCUCUCAGCGUGAGCAGGAACUAAUGGACUUGGAGAGCCAAAUGGGUGUUCAUUUUCCCGACAAAUCACAGGUCCAACCCUUUCCCGGUGAAAAUACCGUAGUUUCCUCGCAGGGCGUGCAGACCUACAGUACCCCUUCGAAUGCGGCAUCCACAAAAUCAAAACUACCGCUGGUAAAGGCUUAUAGCACGUACUUGCUACACGUCUUUUACAUCCUGCUCCACGGAAAAUGGGAUCCCAUCUCAAUGAUUGAGGACAAUGAUGACUGGAUUACGUCGGACAGCUUUCUGACAUGCGCCUCUCAUGCACUCAGUGCCACAGGGGUAGUCUCCCAGAUCCUGACUCUGGACCCCGAAAUGGUCUUCAUGCCGUACCUUUUCGGAAUAUAUCUUCUGCAAGGUAGUUUCAUUCUCCUUCUCUUUGUGGAUCGCAUGCCGGAGCUUGGCCCGAACCGUUCUGUGGAAGAAGUCUGCGAAACAAUCAUUCGUGCGCACGAGGUCAGCGUCGUGACCUUGGACACUACUUUUCAGGUAUGCAAAUCCUAG